UGCAUGUGAUCAAGGGCGCAGAGAAAAUGCAAUUUGCGAUUGGCUCAUCUGCUUCAAGGAGUGGUCUAACAACAUAACCCGGAAACGACGGAGGAACCAUAAGCUGUCAUGGCUGGAGCUGGAGGUGACAAGCCAUCCGCCGACGCCGGCCCAAGCCCUUUAUCUCGGGUUUUGAGAAUCAGUCAGCUGGAUGCUUUUGAACUGGAUGGCGCACUGGAACAGCUCGUUUGGUCACAGUUCACCCAAUGUUUCCAGCAUUUCAAGCCCGGGCUCCUAACCCCCGUGGAACCAGAACUGAAGGCCCUGCUACAGCUUCUCCUCUGGAGGUUCACCGUCUACUCCAACAGCGCCACCGUGGGCCAAUCGCUGCUCAAUAUACGAUACAAGGAUGCUCGCGUGCCGGGUCAUAAAUACAGGCCCAUGAGCCGGCAGAAGAAGCUUUGGUUUGCUUUGCUCACUGUUGGUGAAAAAUGGUUGAAGGAACGUUCCCAUAGCUUGUUUCUUAACCACCCUGCAGAGUCCAGCAUACACAAAGCACGCAAACUGCUGUCUGUUGUAAUGGGGCUCACCAAAGCGGCCAGCUUGGUUAACUUUCUUUUGUUCCUUCAGACAGGAACCUUUCCUACCCUAACAGAAAGAUUGCUGAGAGUGCAGCCUGUAUUCAUCCGACCUCAAGGACCAAGGGACGUCAACUUCCAAUUUCUGAACCGGGAGCUUUUGUGGCACGGGUUUGCCGAGUUCCUCAUUUUCCUGCUGCCUCUUAUUAACGUGUGGAAGCUGAAGGUCUACGUGUCCACCAUGUUCUCCCCUCUGAAUGAGUUGAGGAGACGUUCAGAGGUCACCUACUGCACGGAGUGUGCCAUCUGCAGGGAGUGGCCCACAAUGCCCCACUCCAUCGGCUGCAACCACGUGUUCUGCUACUAUUGCCUGAAGAGCCACGCCAUCGCCGACAUCUCCUUCACCUGCCCUAAAUGUGGUGCGGAUGCGGCAACGAUGGAGCCGGUCAGGCUUCAGAUAGAGAUGACUGAGUUGCAUCAGAGUUGAGUUCCCGCAGGAACGCCUUGGAUUGACUUGAUCUCGAGUUCUUCCGCCGUAUGUGUAUUUCAAGUCGAACGUUUGAGUCGAUCACAGAGAUUGGUUGAUGAAAGCGUACGUCCCGUGCCUUUUUUUCCAAACGAGAGUAUUUGUUGCCAUGAAAUAUGCAGGGUUUUGUACAAAGACUGACUGGAGACAAAAUUAAUGAUGUAAAAUUCUCAAACAACAUCAUUUGUGUCGCUAAUUUAUUCAUCCUCAUUAAAGUUUGAUGAAAACCGCCUAUCAGAGGUCCACUUUUCUGCGUUCUCAGAUGGAACGCCGAGCAAAUGAAUAAACAUCAAAACAACCCUUCGCUCAACUGCCUGCACGAUCCAAUUCCCCUCAUCCCCUAUGAAGUGAAAAAUUUGCACAAGAUCAAGGAGAGGCCGUGAUAGCACCAGGGGGGUCAUUGGGUUGGAUGCAGAUUGACAGACGUUCCAUUAUAAUCUCCUUGGCCCUUCUUAAUACGCCAGUAAACUGUAACAAACCCAAGUAGGACCAAUGCACAUUUCAGGCAUAUUAAGCUCUAAGCCUCAUAAUGACGGCAAAGAUGGGUAUUUAUUCUAAUGUUAACCCUCUCCAGUGAGCCAUGCCUCGGGCCAAACACAUCCAAAUGUGCUCAGGCCUGCUGGAAUCUCUCACUUCAUUUUCUUUUCUUUUUUGACCACAUUGACUUAAUUGCCCAUUGUGAAGGCAAUCAGUCACUUCUUGGGGUCCUGUGGUUUUCUGUAUUUUGUCUUUUUUUGUAAUCGCUUUAAUAAUGUUUGCUGUGAAAAGACGAAUUUUUGGAACGUGGAACGCUACUCUGCCCUAGUGUGUGUUCAUUGAUGUUAUGCGUACAGUCAAAUACACAGGACCACCAAGAAGUCUAGUUCUCACUCUAUGCGGUACUAUCCAAGUUUACUCAUGCACUUGGUUCAAAAGAUAUUUAAUGUGAAACAGAAUAGAUUCAUAAGCUUUGUUUUGUUUCACAGGAUUAAAGGAAUUAGCCGCCACUGUUCUGGAAAUGUCCUCCAGUAACGGACGCAUAUUUACAAUAUGCACGACAUAUGGUUCUGUUUUUUUAGGCAGGUCCACGGAUAAAACUGAGAGUGAGUUUAUUUCGGUAUUGAACAUUACUUUUAAGAUCAAAAGUCUGAAGUCUUUGCCAAGUUUAUAGAAAAAUUUGGAUUUGCUUUCUGUGUGCAUUUCACAAAGCUGUGGCUUUUUUGUUGUUUUGUGUUUGUUUUGAAAUAAACAA
Molecule: messenger RNA, 2314 nt
Organism: Triplophysa rosa
Lineage: Eukaryota; Metazoa; Chordata; Actinopteri; Cypriniformes; Nemacheilidae
Gene: pex2
Product: peroxisomal biogenesis factor 2
Exons: 2
Coding region: 109-1044 (311 amino acids)
Biological process (GO): protein import into peroxisome matrix
Cellular component (GO): peroxisomal membrane
Molecular function (GO): zinc ion binding
Source: RefSeq, a predicted model, not a curated record